GUUAGUGUUCAACAGGGCGAUGAGGUGAAAUGGAAUGAACAAAAUAACCUUACUCGUCGCACUUCUGUUGACAUUGCAGAAUUUGAUUGCUUUCUACGUAAUGCAAAGAUUGAAGAGUGUCUGGAACGUCACCGUCACUCUUUACGGAAAGCGUUAGCGGACUCUGUGGGUGUCAACUGUCCUGAAUUGCACUUUUUGCCUGACCGGUCAAAGUUAAUGGAAGAGGAAAUGGAUAGGCUGUUCCGAAUAGCUGACUAUGGCAUGGAUUACCGAGCUGUGAGCCACACAGGACGAGUGUUAGGAGGUGCUGAAACUGGAAAAUCGAAGCGCUCGCUCAAAAAAAUAAUCGAUUCUGAAAAUUCUGAUAAAACAUAA
This is a messenger RNA of Ostertagia ostertagi, 375 nucleotides long. The record is from the annotation of a GenBank genome assembly. Lineage: Eukaryota; Metazoa; Nematoda; Chromadorea; Rhabditida; Trichostrongylidae.